Scomber japonicus (chub mackerel) is the source of this 1691-nucleotide messenger RNA. RefSeq names its product RNA binding fox-1 homolog 1, like (gene rbfox1l). Gene Ontology annotation, cellular component: cytoplasm; nucleus. The coding region runs from base 1 to 1269 and encodes 422 amino acids. The transcript has 13 exons. The record is from RefSeq and is a predicted model, not a curated record. Gene Ontology annotation, biological process: regulation of alternative mRNA splicing, via spliceosome; nervous system development. Gene Ontology annotation, molecular function: mRNA binding. Lineage: Eukaryota; Metazoa; Chordata; Actinopteri; Scombriformes; Scombridae.
AUGCAGCAGUUCUUGGACAAUGCAUCAGAGACCGAGGAAUGCAGUAAAGGGUAUGAAGACAACAGGUCUUUGUCUGCUAGACUGAGGGUGGGGCUGGUCUACACACAGGCGGAGCAGAACGGCCACAGCAAACAGGAUGAAGCUCCGCAUUCGCAUGAAAUCUGGCCAUGCUGCACCUUCCUUCAGGGUUGUGCAGAGGUGUGGGGAGGCCCCACCCAGGAGGCCGGCCCCGGCAGCGGCGACCCUGCCCUGCCUCAGGUCUACGCCCCGCCGCCCUCCUACCCCCCUCCAGGUCAAGGUCCGCCAACAUCUGCAGGCAGACUGCCACCUCUUGAUUUUAGUUCUGCCCAUGCCAGUUCAGAGUACCCCGAACAUCCCCAGCUCAGGGUCUAUCAGGGCCCCCAGCACGACGGGGCAGAGGCAUUGCCAACCGGCAACACGGACGAGGCAUUGGUGCCUGUGACCUCUGACCCCCAGUCUCUGAGUGUGUCGGUGUCGUCUGGAGGCGGAGCUGGAAGUGGAAGUGAUGAGGAAGGGUCAGGUAAGGCCCAACCAAAACGCCUCCAUGUCUCCAACAUCCCCUUCCGCUUCAGAGACCCAGACCUCCGACAGAUGUUUGGGCAAUUUGGCAAGAUCCUUGAUGUAGAAAUCAUCUUCAAUGAAAGGGGGUCAAAGGGCUUUGGAUUCGUCACCUUUGAGAGUGCAGCCGAGGCUGACCGAGCACGAGAGAAGCUGAAUGGAACAAUUGUGGAAGGGAGGAAGAUUGAGGUUAAUAAUGCCACUGCAAGAGUCGUCACCAAGAAGCCUCAAACACCUCUUGUGAAUGGUGAAAUCUCAACUUCUGGAUGGAAGAUCAACCCUGUCAUGGGGGCAAUGUACGCACCUGAACUCUAUACAGUUGCCAGUUUUCCAUACCCUGUAGCUACUCCUACUCUGGCCUAUCGGGGGUCUGCACUGCGCGGCCGAGGCCGAGCCGUCUACAACACCAUCCGCUCUGCUGCAGCCACACCUGCUACUAUGCCCGCCUACCCUGGGGUGGUGUAUCAGGAUGGACUGUAUGGAGCAGAAGUUUAUGGCGGGUAUCCUGCAGCUUACAGAGUGGCUCAAUCAGCAUCUGCUGCUACAGCAACCUACAGCGACGGUUAUGGACGGGUUUACGCCACAGCUGCAGAUCCCUAUCAUCACUCAGUUGGACCAACAACAACAUAUGGGGUUGGUACAAUGGCCAGUCUGUACAGAGGAGGGUACAACCGCUUCACUCCAUACUGAGACGUCCAGAGAAGUCCAAAGAAGUCUCUCUUGAAGUCUGCCUGGGACUGGCUGAUCUGUGGCGCUGCAGGACAGGUUAUGAGAUCCUUCAACUUCUUGGGAAUGUGGAAAUGGUUUUUACCUCCUGUCUAUAUCACAACCUCUCCCCUGAGAGACUAAACAGACUGAAGUUGUAAAUACUAUAAGACUGAAGAGGAUGAUAUGUAAUAUAUAGACAGUUGCGUAACUGAUUAUUGUUUUCUGGAUUUUAAAGAGUAUUAAUGUUGGUAGAUCACUAACACUACAGUUGGUGAACAAUACUGUGAGAAUUACCUUUUUUCUUUUGUGAUUAAUAUCUGAGAUUGUUCAAUUUCACGGGUCAAGCUGUACAAAAACAAGAGAACAUUUUGUACAAUGUAAAGUGACAUAUUUUUGAUGACAAA